AUGACGCACCCUACAUUCGACAACGCAACUUUCGAGCUGCUCAGUGCUGACGGCAAGCUGCGCCUGCGCCCCGUGCGCAUCUCGGACGCGCCCAACCUGCGCGACCGAUGCGCAGACCCGCUAAACGUCAAGUACCUCCCGCACCUCCAAGGCAAAGAGAAUCAGACCGUUGAGGACGUCGAGAAAUGGAUUCAAAGCGUCCAGGCGGGCUUCAACAAGGACUCGUUGUUCCUCGUCGUCGAGGACACCGAAACCAACAAGGUGAUCGGCGAAGGCCCGCUCGGAUACAUCGACUGGAACACAAAGACCGCCGAGUCCGGCAUCAUGCUCGACCAUCAGGUCACCGGCAAGGGCGUCGCAACCAACGCGCUCAAAACAUCCACCGACUUUGCCUUCAAAGAGCUCGGCCUCAACGCAGUCAGGUUCGGCACCAUGAAAUCCAACAAAGCCAUGGUCAAGGUCAUCCAGGAAAAGCUCCCCGUCAACCCCGAACCCCAGCACAAUACCCGCAAGGACGGCCUGGAGGAAGUCAACUUCACCUUCACCCGGGAUGAAUGGCUCGCUGCCACUUCCUAA
Molecule: messenger RNA, 576 nt
Organism: Moesziomyces antarcticus
Lineage: Eukaryota; Fungi; Basidiomycota; Ustilaginomycetes; Ustilaginales; Ustilaginaceae
Exons: 1
Coding region: 1-576 (191 amino acids)
Molecular function (GO): protein N-terminal-serine acetyltransferase activity; protein-N-terminal-alanine acetyltransferase activity
Source: RefSeq, a predicted model, not a curated record